Vigna angularis (adzuki bean) is the source of this 1080-nucleotide messenger RNA. RefSeq names its product glutaminyl-peptide cyclotransferase-like. The transcript is spliced from 11 exons. NCBI's taxonomy places the organism in Eukaryota, Viridiplantae, Streptophyta, Magnoliopsida, Fabales, Fabaceae. The record is from RefSeq and is a predicted model, not a curated record. The coding region runs from base 33 to 947 and encodes 304 amino acids. Gene Ontology annotation, molecular function: glutaminyl-peptide cyclotransferase activity.
AUAGGAUUAGCAGCUAUCACGUAACUCCUUAAAUGCGUUCCUCUUUCACCCUUUCACCAACACUCUCACCUUCCAUGGCUGCUUCUCUCCUUCUCUCCCUCAUCCUUCUCUUAUCAGUCCUUUCGUCGAACAGUUGCUGGGCGUUGGAACACCGAAUUUCCUAUGCCAACUUCUCCAUCGUCAAUGUCUUCCCUCACGACCCACAAGCCUUCACCCAGGGCCUUCUUUAUUAUGGAAAUGACACCUUAUUUGAGUCAACUGGCCUUUAUGGGCAGUCAUCUGUUCGAAAAGUUGCUCUUCUUACCGGAAAGGUUCAAAAUAUCCAUAAGAUGGAUGAUUCCUUAUUUGGGGAAGGUUUAACUCUCUUCACUAAGAGGUUGUAUCAACUGACUUGGUUGCGGAAAGAUGGUUUCAUAUAUGACCCUAAAAAUUCAAACCAAAUUGGAAGAUUUAAUCAUGAUAUGAAUGAUGGUUGGGGUCUGGCAACUGAUGGAAAAGUGUUUUUUGGAAGUGAUGGCAGUUCAACGUUGUAUCAACUUCAUCCUCGAACAUUUAAAGCUCUAUCAAAACAUGUUAUCUACUAUAAGGGUCAUCAAGUAUACAAUCUCAAUGAAUUGGAAUACAUAAAUGGUGAAGUUUGGGCAAAUGUUUUACCCACUGAUUGCAUAGUGAGAAUAUCUCCCAAUGAUGGCAGAAUUCUUGGAUGGAUUCUCCUCCAAAAUUUAAAGAAGGAACUUGUAGAUGCUGGAGAGAUCAAUGAGAAUGACAUUUUGAAUGGGAUAGCUUGGGAUGGUAAGCAGAAGCGUAUAUUUGUAACUGGAAAAUUAUGGCCAAAGCUGUAUGAAAUCAAGGUCAGUCCUAUAACGACACCCAUCGACGAAGGAACCAUUGAGAAACUUUGCUUGCCUGAGCCUUAUUAUCCACCACAAGGAGCUCAAACUCAUUAAUAAAAUAUGUGCUUAAGCAAAAUCAAAAAGGAAGACCUUAACUUGGUUGAGGACUUUAAAAUUAGCUUUGGAAUAAAUGUAAGAUAGAAGAUAUUUUGACAUUAAAUAAAUAAAUUUGUAAGUUUAUCUUUUA